Messenger RNA from Trichoderma asperellum CBS 433.97, 1853 nucleotides. RefSeq lists its product as uncharacterized. NCBI's taxonomy places the organism in Eukaryota, Fungi, Ascomycota, Sordariomycetes, Hypocreales, Hypocreaceae. The record is from RefSeq and is a predicted model, not a curated record.
AUGGUUGGCGCAGCGCAGUACCAGGACAAGGAGAUCGACUGGGUUCUCUCCGCUGUUGUUAGCAAGAAGAAACAAUCAUAUAUCCAGGCUCACUUCAAAGAGAAGUUUGGCCGUGCAUUGAACCACAACCAGAUCCGCUAUAUCAAGAACAAAUACGGCAAAGAUCCUAGGUUCAAUAGCCCGUUGGUGAAUAUUCGUGCUCCUGUGAGAGCCACAACUCCCGAGCCAGACGGCUCGAGCGAUCAUGAAGAUGGUGAAACACAGGGGAAUGCAAUUGCCUUCGAAAACCAAAAGGAAGCUGGGCCUUCGAUGGCCACAGAAGUGGAGCAGAAUGAGCCAGAGGAUGAUGAUAUGACAGCAACGCAUCCGAAACGCAAGAGAGGUAGCCAUGAGCAAGGAGAUGCGCUCGAAAGAUUGAUAAAGCAAACCACCAAAUCCCAGCGUUUGAAUUUCAGCCCACAGCCUGCUACUACUCAGGAGCGAAUCCUUAGAAGCCAUCUAGGCGAGACCUUUUUGCAACAGCAGAAUAUCUCGGAUAUUCACUUACCCGUAUCACAUACCCAUACACAUCCGCAGCCAAUGGCACUGGCCUCCCUGGAGGAUAACUGCUACGAUCCCCUAUAUUCAGGAAUAUUUCAUGGCAUCCAGCAUCCGCAAACUUUGCCGCUGCACAGUACAAGCACUAGUAUUGGUUGGAUGCCGUCCAUAUCAAUGAGUGGUCAUAGUUGGGAUGCGGCUAGGAAUACACCGGUAUUCGAGAGCAUCAGCAGUGGCGUUGAUCCUUCAGCCAUGAUACAGGCAUCCCCAUCUCCGAUGAUAGAUCAGCAUCAAAAGAUGGAACAUAUUAUGUUUCAGUCACCAGCUACAGCCCAGUACCAACUUCGGCUGCCAUCUUCUCAACUGGUCUCCCAACAGGUCUCGCAGAUUUCCCCUGCUACACCUAGCCUCAGUCUGGCCCCCUAUACGGACCACCAAGAACAACAACAUCACCAACUGCUACAACAAGAGCAGCAGCUCCACUCUCAUAUUGGCACAGGAAUUACUUCAACUUUUCCUAGUUCUGGAAUAUCCAGUUUAGAGAGCCAAACAUGUGCAGAAAAUCUAUCAGGGGUAGUUCCUCAAUUAAUCCCAAGCUUUCAGGAGGUUCCUAUUGAGUCAACAUGUCCUCAACACAGCACCAAACAUUUGAAUUUGGCCGAGAUGGGGAGCUGCGUGAGUUGGGCUCACACUACCGCUUCUCUCAAUUCAUCCCCCCAAGAUCUCUCUCUAUUCAACUUUACCUCAUCGCCAAUGAGUUUUCCUAUUGAAAAUGUAAGACACGCGGGUCUUACAGCUGCUUCUUCGCAAGUAAUGCAUCAAUCAGUCCUCAACAAUCCUAAUAUAUAUAGUUCAAGCUUUCAUACUCAAGGGCAUGGUCAACAACAUGUCAACUUUGAUGCUAGCGCAUUCGAACUCCUAAGCAUGGCCCAGACCCCUAUUCUGAACACGACAACCGCCAUGCCGUAUACGCAACUCUCAUACCCAGUGAGCAAUUCGACGAUGGCCUUUUCGCCUUUGAUGGUGCAAACUGGAUACCGGCCUCAUUUGUUCCACAGUCAAUCGACUCCUGGAUCGUAUGUUCACGAUUUACACGGCGCGGCUAACGAUGUGUCUAGCACGAUUGACCCAAGACUGCUAGCUACGAACUCGACUUCCCCUCAUCCUUGCACAUCUAUGCCACCCUUGGAUGAAGCUAAACAUGAAAAGGAACCGCCCACAACGAUUUCAUCGCCUUGAGACUGUUUGAUAUACGCCAUUUCGUGGGAGGCUAUUAUCGUUUCUUCUUUUCUUUUUCUUGUAACGGUGUAAAUCGG